This is a messenger RNA of Danio rerio (zebrafish), 1533 nucleotides long. The record is from RefSeq and is a predicted model, not a curated record. Lineage: Eukaryota; Metazoa; Chordata; Actinopteri; Cypriniformes; Danionidae.
AGUCAAAGCAGGUGAGAUCAGAAUCCUGAUGACACCACAACUACUGUAGCACGAUGUCCACAGUCCCUCUCUACCCUGCAGACCCUUCCGAAUAUUCUCCGCAGUGAGGGAGAUCAACUGUUACUGCCAGUUUUUUUCUAAAUUUGCAAUAAACCGCAGCAUAGUUCAGUAUUGUCCCUCAUUCUUUAGCACGUUCAAGAGCAGGUGGACAGUGUACAAUCCCUUCUGCAGCGCUCCUGCUGCUAGUGCUUGUUAGCGCAGCGUGUUGUGGGUGUCGUGUGUGUGAUCUGCAUGAGGAAUGCCGUCAGUGGUGUGGUGAAACCCUUAUGUUGAGGUGUUUAUGAGCUGUGUGUUGCUCUUGGGGAGUUUUGCAGGUGAGCUGAGCUGUUCAGAGCUAUGCUGGUAAUAAACUCUGUGUGAACAGCGAGGAAGACGUGGCUUCAGCUCUGCACAGUGCUGGUCUAGAGUUGAGAAACCUAUAGGCGUGAGCUGUGUAGAUGAGCUGGGGGUGUUUCUAUGGUUGUGUGUGUGUGAGUUCCUCCAGCACUGACAGGAGCAGCUCUGGUCUUCUGCAGUAAUUAGGCUGCAGCUCAGGUGGACACCUCUGUCUCCUCGGGGAGCUUUCUGUGGGUUUUCAGGUUCGUGGCGGCUCCCACGGGGCAGUAGAGGCUUUAUAUUCCAGCGGUGUGGGAGAUGGACUUCAGAAAGCCUUGAAGACUCUUCAGAAAGUUUGCACUGUUGUGUCGUCUGUACUGUCGUGUGGUCUGGACCUCUAUGGACCUGUGUGUCACCAUCAAAGGCGUCUCCUUCCUGCUGCAGGCUGGUCUGGGGAUACUGGCCAACGCACUGGUUCUGCUGGCGUAUGCCCACAUCCGUCUGGCGGAGGCGCGACUGCAGCCUGUGGAUGCCAUCCUGUGCCACCUGGCGCUGGUGGACUUGCUGCUGCUGCUGACUCGCGGUGUCCCGCAGACUAUGACUGUGUUUGGCAUGAGGAACCUCCUGGACGACACGGGCUGUAAGGUGGUGAUCUACACGUACCGUAUCGCCCGAGCGCUGUCCGUCUGCAUCACCUGCAUGCUGAGCGUGUUCCAGGCAGUGACGGUGGCGCCCGCGGCAGGACCGCUGCUAUCCGGGGUGAAGGCCCGGCUCCCACAGCUGCUCGCGCCUACAUUUGCAGCACUGUGGUUCAUCAAUAUGGCCGUCUGCAUAGCUGCCCCAUUCUUCUCAGUGGCCCCUCGCAACGGCACCGUCCCACCAUUCACGCUCAACCUGGGCUUCUGCCAUGUGGACUUCCAUGAUAACCUGUCGUACGUGCUGAACGGGGUGGCCGUGUCGGUGCGGGACUUUGCCUUUGUGGGGGCGAUGCUGGCCUCCAGCGGCUUUAUCCUGCUGCUGCUCCACCGGCACCGCAGGCAGGUGCGGGCUGUCCGCCGUUCUCAGGGGUCCACCAUGGAGACACGGGCCGCCAGGACGGUGCUGAUGCUGGUAAUUCUGUACUCCGUGUUUUUCGGCAUCGAUAACGUGAUCUGGAUC